UGUUUUGAAACGUCACUGGCUGACUUUUUAAACAGUACAUGCUGACUUUAUACAAUUUCUCGGCAAAUGGUUUGCGUUCGUCAUUUGCUUUUGAUUAUAUCAGACGUGUACAUUUUACCGAUCUGGUAUGAUUAACAAUAUAAUACCACAAAGAAAAGUUAGCAGACCUAGCGCUAACUAGCUAGCCAGUUUUCCAUGUUGUCUAGAAACGGAAACGCACUAACACUGUCGUAAAGCGGAGGAUGUGAGUCACCUAACCAACAAUCUCAAGUUUAGAAACUCUUUUUUUUAGCAAGCAUGUUACGAUCUGCUACAGAGACAGACCCGUCUUUAGAUAUUUAUUCAGACGAUGAUGAUAAUAAUGUAUUAACAGAAAGAAGACACGCACUUGGCGAUGAAAAUGCGACUUUAGGUGAAAGCGGCGCGAACCUCAAGGCAACGCCUGGUCGGCAGCAGUUCUGGAGAGGCACACACCUGUGGCCCGUUCGCGUAGCUUCUAUGCUGUGCAGCAUUGUCGUUGUCUCAUUCAUCGCUGUGUUUAUCUCCUUUUUGUACAUAGUAUUAAAAGAUUUAAGAGCUGAAAGGAUAACCACUGAAGAUGGAUCAGAAGUGAGACUCUUGGGGUUCUGGAGUAUUUUGGUCCUGUCUUCUGUUGCUGGAGGAUUGUGUUGCAGUUUCUCCUGGACUCUAACCUACUUUGACUCAUUUGAGCCGGGGAUGUUUCCCCCAACCCCACUUUCUUCAGCCAAACUCAAGCGAAUGACCGGACACUCUUUCCAUAUGGGUUACAGCAUGGCUAUACUCAACGGCAUAGUGGCUGCGCUUACUCUCAUGUGGUAUCUCACUUGAUGCCAGACACCCACACUCCUAAACUGAACUCAUCUUUCAUCAACGGGCAAAUCUGGAAGAGUCACGGAAAUAAUCUGCAUCAUAAUCUAAAAUAAGAAACACAAAAACAAACCAUGUUUACUCAGAAAUGCUUUAUGAAACCUAUAUAACUUUCUUCUGUGGGACAUAAAAUGAAAAAAUGUUAUAUACAGUAUAACUCUUGUAAAUAAAAGGUCAGGACUUUGACAAUUUUCACUUUGGGUGAACUAAUGCUUUAAAAAUAUGCACAUGCAUUUUAUAGAAGGUUUCCAUCUCUUUCUACAAUUUAUAUUUAAUUAUUUCACACCAAAACGAUUCUUAAUGGACUACAUUUCAGUAAAUAACAUCGGCAAAGUCAGGAACUCUUUGUUCCCCAGCUGUUUUGUCUUUUAAAAAGCUUUGUUUGUGUUAUUGCCCCUGUAACCUUUUAGCAUUACAAUAGCAAUGCAUUACUGUGUGAUUUCUGUUUCUUUUGAUGUCGAUCAUCAGCAAAAAAACAUCACAGGGAUGUGGUUUGACUGCUUCCAAAUAAAUUAGAUGGGCAUUCUAGGACCUCUGCAUAGCAAAGACCAGAGUCCCUUAGGAUUUGUGCUUUAUUAAAGAUGCGAGUUGCUGCUCCAUUGAGUGUUUUAAUGGGGAAAUCAUUAUUACAAUAGCUGUUUUGGGGUUGAUGGAGGACGGCCGCGCUAAGGCUUUGUGGAAAGCCUGGGAGAAGGUCAGAAGUGUAUAAGUGUGGAUUUAAUUUAUGACUUUAAUUAUUUGAUGCAGACUCGGUCAGGCCAUGAUUACUUUUUUCUUUUUAUUAGAUUAGCAAGCCCUGUAGCGACUCAUUUUAGCAAGCACUAAUGCCUGUCUGUCUUUUAUAUAGAGUAUUAAUGUACUGGCGCACUGCUGUGUGUGUGUUUGUUCAAUUUGCAUGUGGUGAAGAUUGUGUUUUCUUUAUUGGACAUUUCCGUUUUAAGUAUGUUUAAAUGGAAGUUCAUUCUUGUUUGCUAAAUUUCAAAUUGUUUGCUGAUUUCAAAUUAUCCACUUAAAACCUCACGCUAUAUUAUUUGGAUAUUUCAAGGGUCAAAUUUAAGAGACAGCCCGUGUUAUUUUCAGUUUAUCUGAAUUUGCCAUUUAUAGCUAUGAGUUUAAAGUGGUAGUUCACCCAAAAAUGAAAAUUCUGUCUACACUUCAAACCCGUAAAACUAUCUUUCUUCCGCAGAACACAAAAGAAGGUAUUUUGAAGAAUGUUGUUAACAUUGGUUUUGUGUCCAUACAAUAGAAACGAAUGUGGGCCAAAGCUGUUCUGUUACCAACUUUCUUCAAAUAUAGUUUUUUAUUUUAAUGUUAAUUUGAAAAAUAUUAAAAUGAGAGAAAUUUGUAAAAAAAAUUAAAUGCAAUGUUUGCAGAUCAUGCAAUAUUUCAAAGAAAUCAAGUUUAUAUUUAAAGAAUGCAUGACAACUGUUUUAUUGUAUUUUAGGAUCAGUUCAAAAAUGAAUGUGAUGGAUUGAGACUGAUUUUGUCAAAACUUUAAUACAUCUUUGUGUUCUGUCAGUCUUUUAAUUUGCUGUUGGGUAUGUGUCAUAGAGAAGUUUUGUUGAGAUAAAGUUCAAAAUAUAUUUUGAAUGACGAAGUAUCUUGUUUUGAAGUGAAGGUCCUUCUGAGGUACAGUUUACUCAUAGCCUUCAAAAACACUGAUGCAGUGAGUUUGUCACAGACAAUCUUAUCUUAAAGCCUCCUUAUAUGAAGCUUGAGUCGUUCGUUUGCCUGUUUACUCUCAUUUUAAUAAUCAGGGAUGAAAAAACACUGGAAUAUAUAUUGCUAACCCAAAUGUGGAACAUUGUGUCAAAUAAAGCUGUUGCAUAAUGAAAAUAUAUGUACCCAAAAACAAUAAAUUUGCAGUGUAG
Triplophysa dalaica is the source of this 2759-nucleotide messenger RNA. It is a transcript of the gene arl6ip6, whose product is annotated as ADP-ribosylation factor-like 6 interacting protein 6. The record is from RefSeq and is a predicted model, not a curated record. The coding region runs from base 298 to 849 and encodes 183 amino acids. The transcript is spliced from 4 exons. Lineage: Eukaryota; Metazoa; Chordata; Actinopteri; Cypriniformes; Nemacheilidae.